ACGUCGACCAUUCAAUCCCAGCGCUGAUUGGGUAAUCGUUGAACCUUCUCCCCCGGGUGGGUUGUGCUUCCGGGUUAGUGGCACGCUGAGGCUCUACACGUGAGUUUUGAAUUCUGAUGAAGCGGAGAUUUAACACGAAUAAUACAACUGGAAUAUUCUAAAGACAAACAUGGCAUCGACAGAGGAAGACUUUCCUCGUGGAGGAAUCGUGAAGAAGCCUGCUGAGACCAAAACACUGGAAGAGAGGAAGGAAGUGGACAACCUCUUUCAGUCCCAUGUGCAACCAGAGACGAAGAAGAGGAAGGGAGGCUCUAAGGAAGACAGCACGACUGCCAAGAAGAAGAAGAAGAGUGCCUCUGACCCAGUGACGCUCAACGCCCCGGCAAAAUAUGUGGAGAUCCUACAUCUUAAGAACAUCAAGGAGGGCAUGCUGAUGCUGGCCUGUGUGAAGGAGGUGGCCGACUUCGACGUGGUGAUGAGCCUCCCCUGCGGGCUGCUGGGGUUCCUGCAGAUCAAGAACAUCAGCGACGGCUACACCAAGCUGCUCAGCGAGCAGCUGCGCUCGCAGGGCACAGAGGAGAUCUCGACCCUGGACCGGGUCUUCCGCCCUGGCAUGCUGGUCCGCUGUGUGGUCCUCAAGCUGGACAUCACCAAGGGUGGGGCUCUCAGCAUCAAGCUGUCGAUCAACCCCAAGCUGCUCAACAAAGCCCUCCGCCCGGGCACGCUGAGGCCUGGCAUGACUCUCAGCGGCUGCGUGGAGAGCGUGGAGGACCACGGCUACCUGGUGGAUAUCGGCGUUGGGGAGACCAAGGCCUUCCUGCCCCGACAGGUGGCCACCGACCAGAACCCCAACCCCAACCCUGAAGAGCUGCGGGCGGGCCAGUCCAUCACCUGCAGGGUGGACGAGGUGAAGGGCUCGGGCCGGGUGGUGCGUCUCUCGGUGAACCCCCUGGCCCUCGCCCGGACGUUCGCCGACGCCUCCCACGACUGGAGCCUCACCAGCCUGCAGCCCGGCCUGCUGGUCAGGGCCACGGUCAAAACGGUGACCAAACACGGUCUUCUCCUGAGCUUCCUGUCCUUCAGCGGCCAGGUAGACUUCCUGCACAUGGAGCCCGAGGAGGAAUCCACCUACACCGUCGGACAAGAGGUCCAGGCCUGCGUCCUCUACAUCGAGCCCGUCACCCGCCUGGUGGCCCUCUCUCUGCGCCGCCACCUCCUCGCGCCCGGCUCCCUGGUGGACCUCGCCCCCGCCGGGGGGGACCGUAUCGGGGAGGUGGUGGACGGCUGCAGGGUGACCUCCAUGCACAACAUGUCCGGAGCUCUGCUGGAGCUGCCCGACCAAACCAGGGCCUUCGUACACAGAAACCACCUGAAGGAGACGGCGCAGACCUCAGCGCUGGACAAGCUGCUCUCCCUCCCGGAGCUGAGCUGCAGGAUCCUGAACUUCAGCGCCAUGGAGCAGGUCCACUUCGCCAGCCUGCGCAAGAGUGUGAGGGAUAAGGUUCACUUCAGGUACGAGGACAUCCAGGUCGGAGAGGUCGUCAUGGGCACGGUGUCCGAGCUGCUGGGCCACGGGAUGAUGGUGCUGCUGUCGGGGAACCUCAAAGGCCUGGUCCCCAAGUCCCACCUCUCUGACAUCCUGCUGCGCAACCCCGAGAAGAAGUACAGCGAGGGCAUGAAGAUCAAAUGCAGGGUGUUGUCGGUGGAGGCGGACAAGAGGCGCGUGACGCUGACCCGGAAGAAGGCCCUCCUGACGUCCACGCUGCCGGUGGUGUCCAGCUACGCGGCGGCGCGGCCCGGCCUGGUCGCCCACGGCUUCGUGGUGUCCAUCAAGAGCUUCGGCUGCAUCGUGCGCUUCUACAACGAGGUGAAGGGGCUGGUGCCCCUGAGGGAGCUGAGCACCGAGCCGCUCGCCAGCCCCGAGGAGGUGUUCUACGUGGGACAGGUGGUGAAGGUGAAGGUCCUGGAGUGCGAGCCGGAGAAGGAGAGGCUGCUGCUGUCCUUCAAGGCGGUGGUGGAGGGGGACACGGCGGGCGAGGGCACCGCCGCGCCCCGCGUGCUGAUGGAAGUGGGCCAGAGGUGCGAGGCGCGGCUGGUGACCAAGUCGGCCGUGUGUCUGGAGGUCGCCAUCCUCCCCGAGGAGGUCCCCGCUCUGCUACCCACAAUGCACCUCUCGGACCACGUGUCCAACUGCGCCCUCCUGUGGGAGGCCCUGGAGGAGGGGGACGUCAUCAGCAACCUGGUCUGCCUCAGCAGGAACAAGGAGUCCAUCACCCUCACCCAGAAGCCUCUGGUGCGCUGGGGCCUGGAGGAGGGGCUGUUCGUGAAGGGCUUCUCGGAGCUGGUGGUGGGGAUGACCCUGGUGGGCUGGAUCAAGAAGCUCAUGCCCUACGGGGUGUUCGUGGAGUUCCCCUGUGGCAUCAUGGGCCUGGCCCCCAAGUCUGCGCUGUGCGACCGCUUCGUGACGGACACGGCCUCCGCCUACCAGCUGGGCCAGACGGUGAUCGCCAUGGUGACCACCUUCGACGAGGAGAAGCAGCGCUUCCUGGUGACCCUGAAGGGGUCGGAGGUCACGGCCCCGGAGGGCGGGGCCCAGGCGCUGCUGCUCAGGGGGCUGAGGGAGAGGAGGAGCGCCGAAGAGGUGCUGGCCGGCAGAGAAGGUUCCGGGGUGCGGCAGGAGCUGCUGGAGCUCACCGUAGGGCAGAAGCUCACGCUGGCCGUGGAGGAGGCGCCGGAGGAGGGCGGGGCCACCUUCAAGUCCGACGAGCUGACGGGCGUCGCCAUAGCAGCCAGCAAGCCUCACGUCCUAGGCGUGACCUUGACCCCGGGUCAGAAGGUCACGGCAGUGGUUCUCCAGGUGGACCUCCUCUCCGCCCGCGUCCACGUCUCCGUCCUGCCUAAGCUGCUGGCCAAGAAGAAAUCUCUGGAGGCGGGCUCCCUGCUGGCCGUGAUGGUGCAGCACGUGGACCAGGCCUUCGCCGUGGUCGCCUUCGAGAGCUCCGCCCGCCUGGCCGUGGUGCACGCUGCCCGCCACAUCAACGCCGUGUUCAGCGAGGCUGGCCACCUGAAGCCGGGCUCCGCCCUCUCCGUGACGGUCACGGACCCAGCGUGCGCGGAGCUGCGGGGGCUGCCCCUGCUGCGCGUGGAGGCGGGGCACUCCCGCCACACGGCCCCGGCGCCGCGCGCCGCCACCACGUCGGAGAGCGAGGCGUCGCCCGGCCACGUCUACGGCGAGACGCUGGAGGGCGCGGUGCGCUCGGUGAAGCCCACGUGCGUGCUGGUGGCGCUGGACGGCGGCGGCACGGGGAGCGUGCACGUGUCCCAGAUGGUGGACGUCGUGGCCAUCGGCAGCUUCCCCACGGCGCUGCUGGAGGCGGGCGCCCGGGUCCGGGCCCGCGUCAUCGGGGGCCGAGAGGCCACCAGCCACCGUUUCCUGCCCUUCUCUCACCCCAACUUCAAAUACUCGAUUCCCGAGCUCACUCUGGUUCCCAGUAAGCUGGACGACAGUGUGAAAAUCAACCCAGUGAAGCCACGGGAGAAACUGGGAAGCUUCAAGGCUGGACAACAAAUCACAUGCUUUGUAUCAAAGUACAACACAGAGAGGAAGUGUCUGGAGGUCAGCACUGACCCGUCCCUCACCGGGACCAUCGACCUGCUGGACCUCGUCAAAGACCCCAAGGAGGCCAGCUACCCAGAGAAACUGUACAAGAGCGGCCUGGCACUGAGGGCCACGGUGGUCGAGGCCUCGUCCAAACCCUACCGCUUCUCCCUGUCGCUCAACGGCCUGCAGCAGCUGGAGGAAGGGGUCGUGACCCUGGGCAUGGUGACGAACAUCGAACCCGGCCGGGGGCUCCUGGUCCGGCUGCCUUCUGACGCCACGGGGACCGUCUCCAUGACGCAGCUGACGGACUGCUACCGCAAGGACCCCCUGAAGGCCUUCAGCAAGGACCAGAUCCUCAGAUGUUUCCUUCUGGGGACUAAAGAUGACAAGUGGGAGCUGUCUCUGCGUCAGUCGAGGGUCGCCCCGGACCUCGCCCCAGCGGCUAAGGACCCAGAGGUCCUGUCCACCGACGCCCUGAAGCCCGGGAAACUCAUCAGGGGCUACGUCAUGUCAGCUGGGGAUCAGGGGGUCCUAGUCAGGCUGUCUGGGAGCAUCACAGGCAGAGCCCUCCUCCACAAGGCCACCAAGUUCUCCGUCAGCCCCAAAGUGCUGAGCCAACACCUGCCCUCCUCCACCCUGCUCACCACGAGCAUCAUCAGCGUCGACCCGGAGACCCAGCUGGUGGAGCUGUCGCUGCUGACCCAGGACACCAAGAAGUCAGACGUGGUGCCCGAGGCCCUGGGCCUGCCGCUGCGGCCCCCCGAGGAGCAGAAGGAGGAGCUCGCCGCCCGGAUGAAGAGGAAGGCCGCGAUGAUGGAGACCAUGGCUGAGAUCAAGUCCAAGAAGAUGAAGAUGAAGAAGAUUGAGGAGCAGAGUGGCCCUGACGUGUACUUCAGAGAAGGAGAGGAGGAGGAGGAGGAGGAGGAGGAGGAGGAACGUCCUAAGAAGGUCAAGGCUGUGGUCACUGUGGAUAAGAAGAAGAAGAGAAAGGCGAAGAAGGGGCGACCAGAGGACAGCGACAGCGGGGUGGAAGUGUCCUGCAGGGAAGAGGAGACCACAACGACCAAGCAGGUGAAGCCAGACCCCUCGGGCCCCGCCCGCCUACAGGUGUCAGCCGGGUUCUCCUGGGACCUGGGUCUGAGCGCCCUGAGGCCGGCAGCCCUGGACCCCCGGGCCCAGGACGGGGACAGCAGCGCGGAGGAGAGCGAGGAGACGGACAAGCCCCAGAAGAAGAGCAAGCAGCAGCAGGAGCAGGAGCAGAAGGAGGAGGAGAAGGCCCUGGCGCGGCGGGAGGUUCAGCUGAUGGAGCCCGGCCUGCGGCCCCAGGACGCAGCUUCCUUCGAGCGCCUGCUGCUGGCCUCGCCCAACAGCUCCCUCCUGUGGCUGCAGUACAUGGCCAACCACCUGCAGGCCACGCAGAUAGAGCAGGCCCGCAGCGUGGCCGAGAGGGCCCUGAAGACCAUCUCCUUCAGGGAGGAGCAGGAGAAGCUGAACGUGUGGGUGGCGUUGCUGAACCUGGAGAACAUGUACGGCUCGGAGGAGAGCCUGAAGAAGGUGUUUGAGGGCGCGCAGACCUUCUGCGAGCCCAUGCCCGUUUACCAGCAGCUGGCCGACAUCUACGCCCGCUCCAACAAGAUGAAGGAGGCGGAGUCUCUGUACCGGACGAUGGUGAAGCGCUUCCGGCAGCAGAAGGGCUCGUGGCUGAGCUACGGCAGCUUCCUGCUGCAGCAGGGUCAGAGCGACGCUGCCAGCGCUCUCCUGCAGAGGGCGCUGCAGAGCCUGCCCUCCACAGACAGCGUGGAGCUGAUCUCUAAGUUCGCUCAGCUGGAGUACCAGUACGGCGACACGGAGCGCGGCCGAGCCAUGAUGGACAAGAUCCUGGGGACGUACCCCAAGAGGACGGACCUGUGGUCGGUCUUCAUGGACCUGACCAUCAAACACGGCUCCCAGAAGGACGUCAGGGCGCUGUUCGACCGCGCGAUCCACCUCAGCGUGGCGAUCAAGAAGGUCAAGUUCUUCUUCAAGCGCUAUCUGGACUACGAGAAGAAGCACGGCACGCCGGAGAGCGUCCAGACGGUGAAGGAGAAGGCCCUGGAGUUCGUAGAGGCCAAGGGCACGCAGGCCGCCUGCUAGAGGGGGAGAAGGGGGGAGACACAGGCCGACUGCUA
Molecule: messenger RNA, 5769 nt
Organism: Gadus macrocephalus (Pacific cod)
Lineage: Eukaryota; Metazoa; Chordata; Actinopteri; Gadiformes; Gadidae
Gene: pdcd11
Product: programmed cell death 11
Exons: 37
Coding region: 170-5734 (1854 amino acids)
Biological process (GO): rRNA processing
Cellular component (GO): nucleolus; small-subunit processome
Molecular function (GO): RNA binding; protein binding
Source: RefSeq, a predicted model, not a curated record